UCGGCCCCAUAAGCUCUUCGACAUCCAUAUGUUUCUGGCCUUCCGCAAUCUCAGGGCUUGAUGGACUUCCCAUGAUCUCGAUCCCGCUCAUGAGGGUUUCGUGUUGAAGAUUUUUCAUUCCCACCCCAUGUCUGUGCAAGAACAUGAACGCAAUAAAGGAGAGUGGCGACGACCUGAGUAGCUGCAAAGCAUCCACAGCAAAUGAUGAUAACUAUCCUCAAAAACCUUUCACAAAAAAAACAGACAUGAUCAAAAAGCUGGUGAUGAUACAAGAAAGCUUUCAGCGAGAUUCGGUGGAAUCAGACCAAGAGUCCAAACUCAAAGAAGACUUCGAUCUCCAGCGUAAAGCCAGAAAAUCGAUGCCCCCUCUUGCGCAGGCGACGGGCGCCCCAUCCGUCUGUGGGCCUGGAUAUCCGUAUACCCACCAGACUUACCUACACCUCGAACUGAUCCUGGAAACAACAACAUCGUGAUGGAAAACAAGCCCCGAAGGGACACUUAGUCUGGCGACAAGACAGACUGAAAACACUAGUCGGUGGACGUAUUACGGUGUCGAUGGAAAAAU
This is a messenger RNA of Mytilinidion resinicola, 565 nucleotides long. RefSeq lists its product as uncharacterized. NCBI's taxonomy places the organism in Eukaryota, Fungi, Ascomycota, Dothideomycetes, Mytilinidiales, Mytilinidiaceae. Bases 144 to 473 code for a protein of 109 amino acids. The transcript has a single exon. The record is from RefSeq and is a predicted model, not a curated record.